Messenger RNA from Varanus komodoensis (Komodo dragon), 3220 nucleotides. RefSeq names its product serine/threonine-protein kinase Chk1-like. Gene Ontology annotation, cellular component: cytoplasm; nucleus; site of double-strand break. The record is from RefSeq and is a predicted model, not a curated record. The transcript has a single exon. Gene Ontology annotation, molecular function: ATP binding; protein serine/threonine kinase activity. The coding region runs from base 458 to 2149 and encodes 563 amino acids. Gene Ontology annotation, biological process: mitotic G2 DNA damage checkpoint signaling; protein phosphorylation. Lineage: Eukaryota; Metazoa; Chordata; Lepidosauria; Squamata; Varanidae.
AAUGACCUUAAGUACCAUCCCUGUGCAUUGUAUAAAGCCCGUAACAUCUCUUGAGGAAUAAAUAUUUAGGCUAGCAUCUGAAAUGAGACCCAAAGACUUGGCAUGCCUGGAGAAAUGUUAAACUCUUUCCUUUGAUCUCCUACCCAUCCUUCCUUUCAAAAGCACUUGCUGCUUCACAAGUGCGGUUAAGUAUGGCACAGAGGGGCUGCUGCUGUUCAAGAAAUCUUGAUCCAAGCUGUACACAGAGCACGUUGCAUGACUCUUCGCGCCCCGCUUUGCAUCCGAAGCAAAUGGCACCGCUUCCUUCUGUACUGCUUGAGAAGGGCGGUGGGCGGAGCUGGCGCCGGAACCGCGCCCGUCGCGCUGCCCUCCGCGCUCUGUGCCUCCUCCAGUCGCGGCGUGGGCCCUACCUUCGUCACCGUCGGGCGGGAAAGGGCGCUUCCUGCGGAGUCGCAGAAUGAAGUACUGCUGCCGCCGCCGCCGUGGAGCGGAGCUCUCUGCCAACAUGACCGUGCCCUUUGUAGAGGAAUGGGACCUCGUCCAGGCCCUUGGAGAAGGUACUUAUGGAGAAGUUCAGUUGGCGGUGAACAGGCGCACUGAAGCGGCCGUCGCAGUAAAAAUUCUGGACAAGAAGCUUGCGAUAGAGUGUCCGGAGCGGAUUAAGAAGGAGAUUUGCAUUAACCAAAUGUUAAAGCACGAGAACAUUGUGAAGUUCUAUGGCUAUCGGCAGGAAGGCACCGUCCACUAUCUCUUCCUGGAGUACUGCCGUGGGGGAGAGCUCUUUGACCGAAUAGAACCCGAUAUGGGGAUGCCUGAAUCUGAAGCACAGAUAUUCUUCCACCAGCUUAUAGAUGGUGUCAGCUACUUGCACAGUGUAGGAGUAACACACAGGGACAUUAAGCCAGAGAAUCUUCUGCUAGAUGAGAAAGGUAAUCUCAAAAUCUCCGAUUUUGGGCUAGCAACUGUGUUUAAAUACAAUGGCCGGGAACGAUUGCUGAGCAAAAUAUGUGGCUCGCUCCCCUAUAUUGCCCCCGAAGUCCUGAAAGGAAAAGAAUUCCAUGCUGAGCCUGCUGAUGUUUGGUCAUGUGGAAUAGUACUCACUGCAAUGUUGGCAGGAGAAUUGCCAUGGGACCAGCCUAGCGAUUUUUGUAAAGAAUAUCGUGAUUGGAAAGAAAAGAAAACAUAUCUUUCGCCAUGGAAGAAAAUAGCGUUAUUGCCACUGGCUUUACUUCUCAAAAUAUUAACCGAGAACCCUGCAUCAAGGCCUACUACUGUAGAAAUAAAAAAGGACAGGUGGUACAACAAACCUUUAAAGAAAGGCAUAAAGCGUCCUUGGGUCUCCUCAAAGGGGGACUCGGAUUUUCCUAGAGAUUCUAAGCACAUUCGAUUAGAUAUGGGCUUCUCUCCCGUGAAAAGUACACCAGGUGAGGAUAAAAAGACAUGUUCCUAUUCCCAGCCCGACCCAAGCACUAGCCUUACCUUGUGGGACAGCAGCCAAGCCAGUACUGAUAACCUAGUGCAGAGAAUCAUCUUCUCCCAGCAAGCCUGUCCUGAGCACAUGCUGCUGAACUGCCAGUUACUAGCCAGACCAAGUUUUUCACAGGACUUAGUGAAGGGAAUGACCUGUUUCUGUUUGAAGUUGGAUGGUAAUCAGCCCUACAACAUCUUGAAGGAUGUUUGUGAAAAUAUAGGUUACAUCUGGAAGCAAAGCUGCAUAAAUCAGAUCACCAUAACAACCACAGAUAGGAGAAACAACAAACUGAUUUUCAGCGCAAACCUGGUGAAAAGACCUAAGUUCCUGUUUUCUUUGGCUUUGUUUGAACACGGAGACAAUGAGGAAUAUGACACUUGUCUCUCAAUAAGCUCAGAAAUAGUGAGCACGCUUGCUGAGGGAGUCAUGAUGUGGUGGCAAGCCCUGCCUCUGCCCCAGUCGCCAGCCCCUCUGCACCAGCUGCUAAAUGUGCAUGCAUCUGGGUCUGUUACCUCAUUCACAGCACAUCCCACACUGGAACCAUUCAGGCAGUCUAGUCGUCACACCCAGAUCAGAGCAUGGCUUGCCAUCUCAAGCCUGUUUUCUCCCUGUAGGCAUCAACCACACAUACACAACCAUGUGAAUGGCCCUUACUCAUCCACUCAUCCAAGCAAUUAGCUCUUCUAGGGUUAGGGUUCCAGGGCUAAUUAAGCUCUUCUCAUUUCUGUCAUUAAACUAAGCAGGUUCUUAAUUUACCCAGUGAAAGAGAUGGAAUGUGGAGAAACUACAGGUUACACAGCAGAUGCUAUUGCUACAUAUACAGCAGUUUCCCCACAACAGGCACACAUACUGUCAAUGGGGCAGUCAGGAUGGAACUUUAGGGCACAAAUCCAGAGCCCACCUAAACAGAAUAACAAGGAAAUCCAGCAUAUAUAGCAGCACUGACUUACCCCCUUUUACAGUGAGUAUGUACACUAGUAUACACAUUACUAUUGUAGACCUAUCCCUGUAAUACAUUUUGUAGGAAAAGACAUCAUGAACAGGUUGGCAUAAGUCUGUAGAAGCCAUUUUCCAGCAUGAUUGCUUUCAUCAUCUUGCUGUAAUGUCCUUGCACAUUGUUAAUGCACAAAAAAUCAUUGUUGUGUGUCUGCUUUUAUGCACCAAAAAAUUGAAGUUCAUUAAAAGUCUUGUGUAUGUGAUUGCAGCAUUUAUAUUCCUUCAGCCCUAGUGUAAAGGCCCAUCUGUUUACAUAUGACAGUGGCAAAUCAUGGAUUAAUGAAUCCAUGUAUUGCCCAGACACAUGCCUAAUCCAUGUCACCGCCAUUUUGAAUAUGCAGCUUCUAAUUGGCCUGAACAGAAGUUUCUUCCUAAUGCCUAAAACUGGACACUAUGGAACAUUUGUGGAUUAGGCAAGCCAAAUGUAGUCUGUUAACUUAUAUGUUAACAGCUGCACAUGGGGGCAUGUCGUGAGUGGAGCCAGCUGGAGCCGGGGGUCAGAAUAGAUGGCCUGGGAGACCCCUUCUGACUCGGUCUGUUUCUGUGUUCUAUGUUUUUAUGUUAAUUUUGGGUUAUUUAACCCAUGAUUAGACAUCUUAAAACAGCCUCAGAUCAGAGGUUGCAUAUUCAAAGGGACAGUGGCACAUGCACUAAUUAACCCAAGAUUUGCAACUGUUAAAUGUAAAUCAGGUCUAAAUCUGAAGUACUGGUUCUUUCUUCAAAAUGCUGAAAAAAUAUUUCUGGGUUAAUUUU